UCAGUCAACCGCCAACCCUCGUCGCGAUCCGUGAUGUAAACAAUGCACAUGACCAAAGUCUCCUGUUUACUCUUAGUGUUACUGUGUUGUGAACUGUGUUCAUCAAUAAAGGUCCCAGUCUCAUGGGACGAAAGUGCUUCAAGUGAAGUGACUCAUGAACCGAUCAAAGAAUCAGUGGAGAUAAUCGUACCACAAAAUGUGCCCGCCGAAAAACCGUCGUAUUACAAGCCAGUCCCGAUCGAAUACUUCGAAUAUACCGCGCAAAAGCCCAAGUUUGCUGCUGAUAUAGCCGCCUUCCAUGGAGUUCAAAAUCCUCAAGAACAUUAUAAAGCCUAUCCAGUGAAACCGUUUACGGGUAAAGCAAAACCUGUCUUAGGAGUUCAUAAAAUUCUAGAUGAAAAGAAUACUGCUUUUCAACCUUUUCAAAAUUAUGUGCAACAGAAUGGUCCUUUGCAAAGUUACGUGAAACCGACUGCAAGUAAUUAUGAGGUAUUCCAUCCCUAUCAGGCAGAAGAACCAGCAUUAGAAGCUAUUUACAAAGAUCCAGUGCUUGCAAAAAUUAGGAAUGAUUUACAAGAUAGCAAAAACAGACUACAAAAUUAUGAAAAAGAGGCUGGUGAACCUGAUAUUGCUAAAGAUGAAUAUUUGGAAAGUCCAGAAAAAACUGACAGCAAACUUUUUACACCUCAAAAUAUACCUGCACAAUAUGAAAUUCACAGACCUCAAAGAAAACCUAUAUAUUACGGAAGGCCAAUCCAUGAUCCCACUAGAAAUAAUUUACUAAAUAAAAGAUUUAGACAUCCUUGGAAUCAACAGGCGAAAAUUAGACCAGCUCACUACCGCCCGCUACAUCACCAUAUUUUAAAUUUACGUGAACAGCAUGCAAUGAAAUAUGACGAUGAACGAAAUGAAUAUCCUCAAGUAGCAACAUCUUCAAAUGUUGCCGAGCCCCAAGAAGGUUAUGACAUAUAUGAAAAGGGUAGAAAUAAAUAUGAACGAUUAAGAAACAAUCUCGAUGAAUCGGUGAACAAUAUUGCACAACAAAAUCGACCAGCAAAUUACCAAAAAUUAGAACUUCAACAACAGGAACCUUCAGAUGAAAAAGAGGAUGAAGAAGAUGAGUUUAUUCCUGUGAAAAACUACGCUCAAGUCAGGAAAACAGAAACUUACAAGCACUUGCCCAAAAAAGCUGCUUUUGAUGAUGCAGAGACCUACGAAGAAAUCAUAAAUGCACCACGGUUAAGAGAGGCAGUAAAGAGUACAAAAGCGCAAACCGUAUACAGCGAAGAAGGCUACGAAGAUGCCGCUUACGACCAUGCUGGAGAACAGAAACAUGCUUCUGACCACGAAGGACAUGGAGGUUUUCUCAAAGAGCACGAGAAAAGUCGUGGGUUAUACAAAAUUCCCACUUUUAGUGGAAAAUAUUCCGACGGUCGAGGUUUGGCGUAUAGAAAUAACUUGGAACAUGGCAAGAAAUGGAAGAAUGAUAACAAAGAUGAUCAAGAAGAAACAGAUGCUGAGGUUUAUUCUGAAGAUGAACAGGAAGAGAAUAUUGAAGCAAGCAUUGAAAAAGAUGACGACCCUGAAAUUGGAAAUAGAAACAAAAGGCAAGAUUCAUCAUCUAACGACUCUGAAGAUAGCGAAACUCAAAGUGAAGAGACCAUUGAUCGAAUCCAAUACGACGAUGAUAGUAAUGAUAAUAACGAUGAUGAUAGUGAUGAACAAUCGAACACAUCAGACUCGGAACAUGGAGUUGAUAAAAGGGAAGUUAAUUUCGAAGUACCUGAAAUCAAUAUUACAUCAACACUGUCUAUACCAAAAAAUGAUUCAAAACUUGAAAAACUUAAAGCAGAACCUAAAACAGACAGCCUUAAAGAAAAAUAUCCAUAUUACUUUAACCGAGUGAAAGGUAUAAAUAAAAAUUCACCUUUGAGAUAUGCUGAAGAUCUCAGAUUGAUACCGAGAAAAUCAAAUGGUGGAACUGAAUUUUAUGACUCGCGGGACGACUUUGAAUGCUCUGAAGUAGAUGAAGAAGUGGAUCCAAUACCUGAAAAACUGAAAAAUGGGGAAAAUCCUACUGACUCAGAAGAUGAGGAUGAUGAAUCUAACGCUAAGAAAAAAUUCGACACAGUCAAAAAGCAACCGCGUCUAAGAGGCCUUGGAGAUAAAAUUGAUUGCUUUAAAGCAAAAUAUUUUGGAGAAAAUCCACUAGAUAGCCCAUUUUUCAAGGAAGACUUAAUAGUAAAUCCUGAACCUAUUAAAGCACCAAAACUUCCAACAUACCAGCUCAAAGGAGAAGAUUCACAAAAAACUAAAUCAAAUGACAUUGCUGAGUUAAGAGACAAAUUAAGAGAGGCUGAAAAUACUAAUGUAUUUAUUCUUGUAGAUAAACUAAGAAACGAUCAGAAAAACUUACAAGAGUCUAUAAAUAAAACAAAGGAUGAUCUAAUAACCAAUUUGUAUACGCCAAACAACAAUACUCAACAAAGGCUUGUGUAUGAUGAUAUUUUAAAAAAUAUUAAAAAUACUGCAUCAAUUCCCUUAAAAACAAUUGCAAGCGGAUUAUUAAAUAGUACCUUAAACGAUACAAAUAAAACUUAUAACUUUUUUAAUAACAAAGAAGCUGUGACUUUGGCCCCCCUUAAAUUAAGAAGAAAAAGGGCAGCACCUUUUGUAUAUGAACCGUAUAAAAUCAUAAGGGAUAGUCAAGUACAAGAUUCAAAGAAAACUACAACAACAAGUAAUAUCAGUCCAUUGAUCAAACAGUUACAGUCAAGUAGAGUAGCUGAAAGGGUUUCUAGAUCAAACAUGGAAGAUAAACAACCAAAAAGAUCUUACGUUGACAUAGGGAGAAAAGAUAGAAGUAGGCCCACUAAAAAUGAAAAUGAAAAUACUGAAGCAAAGUUUGUUGAUGUCAGUGUAGAUCAACGUAGAGGAGAACCAAGGUAUGAAAUUAGACCAACUAAUCACAAAACAGAAUACACACCAGUCGAAAAUAAACGAGCAAUGACAGUUGAUGCAUAUAAUGCACACGCAACUACCGAAAAGAAUAUCAAGGAUACUCAAAGAGUAAAUCGAGGUCGUCAACGUUUCCGAGUUCCACAAACCACUGCAAAACCGAAUCAUGAUGCUGAACCAAAUAUUCGCAAAUCUUCCGAUAUUCAGAAUGCUGCUUCGAAUACUAUAAAAAAAACAAGUUCAGUACCUAACGAAACAAGCAAAUCUAAAGAAGAUUUUGAAGAGGACGAUAACUCUAAAACUACAACCACCACAGUAAAACCUGCAUUUAGAAGAAGAACGAAAAUUGAAAGAAAUUCCCAAAAAAGUACAACAGAAGAACCGGAGCAUACUACGGAAGUGCCACGUCUUAGAUUAGUAACACGAUUCCGCAACUAUAAACCAGCAGAAGAAAAAACAGAAAUGAAAGAAUCUGACACAAAUGAUAAAAAUGACGACACAGUUGUACCUAAAUAUAGAGAAAAGAAGAAGAAAUCGCAUGCUAGUACUAUAGUCACAGAUAUUAAAAAGUAUGGCGAUGAUGACGAAGAUGAUAUGAAUAAAGAAGAAGUGGAUGCAUUAAUUGGAGUUAAGACUAACAUGGAUGAUUAUAUGCCAAUGUAUGAAAAAGAAGAAGAGGAGAACCAAGAACAUCAUCGGUCUAAGAAAAAUGGGAAACAUGAUACCAAGAGAAGUAAACAUGCUGACAGUAAGAAUAAUGAGGAUAGUGAUGAUGAGAAAGGCGAAGCUCACAGCGGUGACGAUUCCGAUAAUUAUGAGGACUACGAUGAGGAUGCUGAAGAUGAGGAUGAUGUAGAAUUUAAUAGAGACGAGGAAGAUGAUGACGACGACGAUGAUGAUGACGAUGAUGACGAUGAUGAUGAAGAAGAUGACGACGAAGGAGAUGACAGUGAAGACCCAAACGCUGCUGCUAAAGAAAUAGAGGAAAAAAUACCACAACUACCUGAAGUUGCUACAACACAUCCAAUUAAACACUCGCUAGCCAGAACAACACCCGCUCCUCCAGUUACUGUUCCAACUCGUGUUCGCCCCACUACACAAGAUACACCUCUUCGAAAUGUUAAGAUUAGCCACAAACCAGUCGUUACGACAAAAAAGAUUGAAAUUCACAAAGAAACACCAGCCAACACAUCAUCUCCACACAUGACGCAGUUUAAGCAAGAUAUUAAGGAAGUUGAAAUCAUUAAAGAAAUACCAGCAGUAUCUAAGAGGAAGCAGCAAAAAUUGAAUCCGGCAUUAGAACUAUAUAAAGUCGAUGGCUUAGCAAAGGCAAUUAAUGAUCUUAGUGACGUGGAAUUAUUCUCUGAUAAAAUAGAUCUGCAGAAUGGUCCUAAACAUGGUGGCAAUUAUCGAAAGGCUACGAAAGAAGAUCUGAGACUACUACGAUUCCCAGCAGUCAAUGUAGAAGCUACAACCCAACCCAAAGAUGCAGAAACAUCACAAAGUAAAAAGAAACAUGUUGAAUUCGAUGAUUAUGUACCUCCAAGUUUACAUGGAGGUAAUCUAAAAGCAAAAAGUGAUAUAGAAUCAACGAGUGAUAGAAGUCGAAGCGGUAAAUUAAUUGAAUUGAGUGAAUUGAGUGAACCUGCAAUACAACCAAUGCACGGUGGUAACCUUAAAUACGAUAAAAACAGGAAGGGUGGCAGAAGGAACCAGAAACUAGUUGAAUUCGAUUAUGCAUCCGAAGAAGAACAUUUGGAUGAGGAUGAUGGUCCCUCGCCUACUCUAAAUGAGAGAAUGCAUGGUGGGAACUACAAAAGUGCGAAAUUAGUUACUCCAAAUGACUUUGAAGAUAUUCAAGUUAAAACCACACCUAAUAAUGCUAGAUUAAAUUCUGCAGUUCUCCUAAACAGCUUUGCUCAAGCCGUCCCAAUACUUACCACGACCCCAGGGUACAUCGUAGAUCCUAGUAAAAGAAUGUACUAUUAUGUCGAUGCUUGAGAAGUAGAGAAACAUAAUUCCCAACCAAUUCAUUUAUUUAACAAAUUGUAAAAAAUAUAGUUUACUACACCUAUUAACUGAUGAAAUGUGGUAUCAAAGUGAUUCAAGCUAUGUUAUAUUAUGUAUAAAACUUAUAUUGAAACUGCUCAAAUGUGCAUUACUUUUUUAUAAUAUUAAUAUUGUACUUAAUACUGAAUUGAGUAACUUCUGAAGAAUAGCAUAUAUCAGUGUAUGUUGUAAUUUUUAUGUAAUGUAAUGGACUGGAGGAAAUUGUCAUUUAAUGUAAGGCUUAUCAUUAUAGUGUUACGAACUACCGAUCGUUGAUUGAUUGUUCAUUACAAAUUGUUACCAAAUUGGCACAUCAAUUGUAAUUUUGUUCUUUUUCUUUAUAUUGCAAUCUUAUUCUAUAUAUUUCAGCUUGCUUUAUAUAAGUAAUUUGUAAUUAAUGUUAUAAUAUAAUAUGCAUUAUAAUUAUAAUAUAAAUAAUAGAAGUGUAAAAGUUGUAGUUAGACAAUUGUCGCGGGUAAAAUAUAAGCAAAACUAAAUUAUUAUUAUAGUUUCGUAAGAUGGCGAUUGGAUAUUUUCGAAAGUAAUUAGUCUAUUGUAAUAGAAAGUGCCACAUUACGUAUCGCGGGACUAGAGUCGAAAGCGAUCAGCUGAGUUAUAAAAAUUUGUAAUAUUAUUAUUCGCUAUUUUUAACUGUGAUAGAUGUAAUUGUUAAUGUUUUCAAAAGAAGGAGGACUUAUUUAUAAACUUUGUUAUUUUUAUAAAUAAAGUAUGCUCUUCUGUGUUUUUUUAAA
Molecule: messenger RNA, 5759 nt
Organism: Spodoptera frugiperda (fall armyworm)
Lineage: Eukaryota; Metazoa; Arthropoda; Insecta; Lepidoptera; Noctuidae
Product: MATH and LRR domain-containing protein PFE0570w-like
Exons: 1
Coding region: 43-4959 (1638 amino acids)
Source: RefSeq, a predicted model, not a curated record